Molecule: messenger RNA, 3321 nt
Organism: Aspergillus affinis
Lineage: Eukaryota; Fungi; Ascomycota; Eurotiomycetes; Eurotiales; Aspergillaceae
Product: non-ribosomal peptide synthetase
Exons: 6
Coding region: 1-3321 (1106 amino acids)
Source: RefSeq, a predicted model, not a curated record
AUGUCCCAAGCGGCUCCUCUCCGCGAGGAUAUCCACCCCAUCUUUCAGACCACCAAUGCAAGCCCUAACCGGCUAGUACAUUUGAUUCCAGAUGAGUUGGCAAGCGCAGUACCGGAUCAUCCACUCUUCGCGUACCCAAAGACGGCCAAACCUCAGGAUGGCUUCGUAGACGUCUCCUGCAAAACAUUCGCUGAUGCAGUCAACCGAGUGAGCUGGUACCUGAGGUACCUCUUGGGACCUCCCAAGAACUUUGAGACAAUUGGGUAUAUGGGACCUAGUGACAUACGCUACUUUUUGUUCAUGUUCGGGGCCAUCAAGGUUGGCUAUAAGAUGGUUUUCGUGUCCCCUCGGAAUAAUGUCGAGGCCCAUGUGAAUGUCCUCGCCGGCGUGGACUGCCAUGUGUUCCUCCGAGCCAAGGAGACAAACAUCGACGCUAUCUUGAAAGAGAGGCCGAUGCUUUCUUGGGUUGUCCCAGAGCUCGAGGAAUUCCUCAUGGAUUACCCAGUGGCAAUAUAUCCUUACAACAAGAGCUUUGAGGAAGCAUGGUCGGACCCAUGUCUUGUGCUCCAUACGACUGGAUCAACCGGUCUUCCGAAACCGAUCACUUGGAACGUCGGUAUUCUUAGCACGUAUGAAGCCUGGAGGACCAUUCCAGAAGUGGACGGAUACGUUCCGACGACAGAGGUAUAUCAGCAGUCUCGACGAGCCUAUACCUCUAUGCCACUUUUCCAUACGAGCGGGCUGAAUGCCGGCAUAACGUGGGCUAUGCUGCUUGGCGUCACUCUGGUUUACGGUGCGCCUCAGGUCAUUCCGAAUGCGAUAUACGCAGAUGAAAUGCAUCAAUAUGCCAACGUAGAUGCAUCUAUGGGAGCACCAUCGAUAUAUGAGGAACUUUGCCGUAACCCAGAGGCUCUUGAGAGGAUCAAUCGGCUCCACUAUGUUGUCGCCAGCGGUGCUCCCCUGUCUCACAAAGCCGGUGACCUCAUCUCAAAACAUACGCGGGUCAUCUGCAAUCUCGGGGCAACCGAAACUGCCUGCCUGCAACGACUAUCUCCCUCCAUCGACGACUGGCCCUACUUCCACUGGCAUCCUACCCAUUCCGGUAUCCAAAUGAGGGAGGCAUUGGACGGACUAUACGAGCUCUUCAUUGUUCGGGACCCAAAUUUGAAACUCUACCAGGGAGUGUUCAACACGUUCCCUGAUAUUGAGGAGUGGUCAAUGAGAGAUCUCUACUCGCGGCAUCCGGACCCAUCCAAGCCUUUCCUGUACAUGUACCAGUGCCGAAAGGACGACGUGAUCGUCCUCAGUAACGGUGAAAAGAUUGCACCCGCUUUAAUUGAGGCGACGCUGAUGAGCCACCCGCUCGUCAAAGGAGCCAUGGUAGUUGGCCAGGGACGGUUCCAGCCUGCCGUGCUGAUUGAUCUGCUCUGCGACGUGCCCCGCGACUCGACAGAAAAAUAUCAGUUGUUGGAAAGCAUGAAGCCAACCAUUGCCGAGGCUAAUACACAUGCGCCUGGGCACGGAAAGCUGGAUCAGUACCACAUUUUGUUCGCGGACUCAUCCAAGCCAAUCAAGUAUCUCGGACAAGGAAAGAUUCAGCGAAAGAGCACAUUCCACUUGUACGAGCAAGAUAUAGAGGAAUUAUACAAGACAGCCGAUGAGGCCGUUGAGCAUUCUGAGUUCCUGAACCUCCCUACUCUGGAACUCAACAAUCCUGCGACCGUUGCAUCGUGGUUGCAGCAGUUGAUCAAGGAAAUCACUGACCUGGGGCCGUUGCAACCAGAUACCGACCUUUUCGCAGCGGGGAUUGACUCGUUGCAGGUGAUCCAGAUGGCACGCGAAUUGCGAUUCCAGGCGAGAGAACUGGGUAUGGGGGAAAAAUCCGCUCAGAUGUUUCCUCCAGCAUCGGUAUACACCCAUCCAACCGUUGAUCAGUUGACUAGCCAUAUAUUAGAUCAGCUAAGCGUGACGCCAUCAUCCGGUGAUCAUUCCAUUGCAACAAAUGGCUCACAUGCAGACGAAAGCUUUCCACUUGCCCAAAUGCACCGACUGUUCCAGAAAUACUGCGAUAACCUACCGCAGUCGAGCGGCCGUCUUCCUCCUCCACCCUCGAAGAACAUGGUCGUUCUUCUCACUGGCAGCACAGGCUCUCUUGGGUCAUAUCUUCUUGACGAGCUCCAGAGGGACGAGAAUGUAUCGCACAUCAUCUGUCUCAAUCGAAGCGCCGAUGCUGCCCACAGACAUACCCAACUUGGCUUCCAGCGCGGUCUUAGCAGCGUAGAAUUUGGCCGCGUCGAAUUUCUACAGGCAGACCUCUCACAGCCAAAGUUCGGUCUUGAAGACGCGGCAUAUAGUCGAUUACUCCAGACUGUAACUCAUGUCAUCCACAAUCAAUGGGCAGUCAAUUUCAAUUGGAAACUCGCCAGCUUCGAGCCAUUUAUCCGAGGGGUUCGCCAUCUCAUUGACUUUUCCCACGCCUCUGCCAUGCAUUCUUUCAUCACUUUCAUCUCCAGUGUCUCCGCUGUUGGCUCCUGGGAUUCACCACACCCUGUGCCCGAAGGGCCCAUUCAUGACUUCUCCGUUGCUGCGAAGAUGGGUUACGGCCAGUCAAAAUUGAUUUCUGAAUGUCUUCUCGACAAGGCAGCCGAGGUUUCUGGGGUACAAUCUGCAUGCUGUAGAGUCGGGAUAGUCGCAGGCCCAAUUGAACAGCCUCUGGGUUUGUGGAACCCCAACGAGUAUAUUCCUUCGAUAUUCAUCUCUUCGGUGUAUUUGAACGCGUUCCCAGUAACCUUCCCAUCUAGAGACCGACUGGACUGGAUCCCGGUCGACAAGCUUUCCAAAGUCCUGUUAGAGAUUCUCCGCUACUCGACGGAAUCGAAUGAGACUCAAUUGCCCUCGGGGACACACGUCUACCACGUCAUCAACCCAUCAUGGACAUCUUGGUCUGAGAUUGCGCCGGAAGUCCUGGCUUGUUAUCCUGAUAAGCUAGAUAUACAACCUGUUUCUUUCGAGAAUUGGGUAGAGGACUUGAAGAAAGCCGUUGAGACGACAACAACUGACCCCAAAGCCAACCCGGCCGCCAAGCUACUUGACUUCUUCAAGAACGCGGUUCACGAGUCAGCUGAAGCUCGUAUGUUGCCACCCAUCCGUGCGCAGGAGGCCAGUUCUCUGUUACGACGCGUAGGAUGCGUGAACACACUAUGGAUCAGUAAUUGGAUGCGUCAGUGGGGGAUUAUCUCGGGCGGAUCGAGUGAGAGUAGUUUCCCGAGCGAGGAUAGUCUUGGGUCUGGCAGUAGUAGCGGCUUCCUGCCAUUGAACUAG